UUAAUUUUACAAGUGGGAUCAUAGCUCUUUUUGAAUCGCCUUUAUUUUAUUUAUCUAUAUUUUAGAUACCAAACGAAUGGCCCCGGCGGCAUUGAACAAGCCGAAUUUUAACCCGUAAUGAGCUGUCACAGAUAAUGUGGCCAAACCUUGACAGUUCCGAAACUUCACAACCACAUUCAACUGCACCAGAAUCUAUCGCACACAGCAACUUCACGAAAUCAUAAGUAACAACGUUACAUAAAAACAUCACUGAUUCUUAGUCCUGCAAGCGGGGCAAGUCCUCACGAACAUGGGUUUCAGGCACCGCCAAAACCUAACAUAUUAGAGCACUCGGUCUCAACGAAAUAGUCCUCCAUUUGGUAUUCAGUUCGAGUGCCAGCGAGUGGGUAUCAUUAACGCAAACACCAUUUUAGGCACCGCUUUUCUAUACUUGCGCUCAUCGGUCAACCGGUGGAUUUCCCGUCUUGCUACUUCGCAACGCAACCAGGCUCAUAACCGGCUAGAAAAUGCUGAUGAACGUAGCUGCUUAUACGCUUAAAAUGGCCAUUUGGCCUAGUGUGCCGCGAACGGUGCGUUUACCGUUACAGCGCUACCAGCACUGGACGAGGCGAAAUGUCCUGUGCAGCGAUAGGAUACCGCUAGCGCGAAUCAACUUUAAACAUCAGCCACCGCUUACAACUGCCGAAGGAAAAGAGUCGUGCUCCGGAUCUUCAUCCCUUGGCAUGGGUCACUGCAACACCAGGCCCUCCCUACAUCGCUCCUACGUGUCGAAUAUCAACGAUGAAUGCGACAGUGUUCUUCAGACGAAGAAACUGUUACUGCAGAAAAAGCGCGAAGGUCUGGUGCGCGACAUUCGCGAGCGUAAGGAGAAAGUGCGGGAACGCGUAGAAGAGGUGAUCGAACGAGAGAACGUAGCUACCAUACCGAACCUCCUUUGCAUAGGUCGAAUCGUCGCUUCGCCCUAUCUUGGCUAUGUCAUUGUGCAAAGCGAGUUUCGGCUAGCGAUGGCUCUGUUGAUCGUGGCCGGACUGACGGACUUAGCCGAUGGUUGGAUUGCUCGUAACUGGCCGAACCAGGCUUCGCGGCUAGGCUCCUUUCUGGAUCCGAUGGCGGAUAAGGUAUUGGUGGGUUCACUUGUGAUCGCUAUGUCCUACAUUGAUCUACUUCCACUUUGGCUAACGGCAAUGAUAGUGUUCCGAGAUGUGUUUCUCAUCAGUGCCGGGUUCGUUAUCCGGUACGUUAGUCUACCAAAACCGCGCACACUAUCGAGAUAUUUCGACGUAACGCACGCGACUGCCCAGCUGGCUCCUACCUUCAUUAGCAAACUGAACACUGCCGUCCAGCUAAUCGCCGUUGCCACCACACUUGGUGCACCUAUUUUCGGCUACCUCGACCAUGCUUAUCUUCAUGGGCUAUGGUAUCUAACCGGAUUUACUACAAUGGCCGCUGCUAUAAGCUAUCUCACCAGUAAGGACACUUAUAAGAUACUCCGAAAGAAACCCUAG
Molecule: messenger RNA, 1505 nt
Organism: Anopheles darlingi
Lineage: Eukaryota; Metazoa; Arthropoda; Insecta; Diptera; Culicidae
Product: probable cardiolipin synthase (CMP-forming)
Exons: 2
Coding region: 507-1505 (332 amino acids)
Biological process (GO): cardiolipin biosynthetic process
Cellular component (GO): mitochondrion; membrane
Molecular function (GO): cardiolipin synthase activity
Source: RefSeq, a predicted model, not a curated record